AUGGUAACACCUGAAUUUAAACGCGUUGAACGCUACAUCUGGGGAUUGGCCCCGGAAUUUCGCAGUUUAGUACCUUCGGCCAAGCCCGCAACAAUCACUGAGGCUGUGACUCUUGCUGUCAGCCUUACUGAAGAUGCGGUUCGUAUGAAGAAGCUAUCGCUGAACCCAACAGAAAAGACCGAGACGCAUGCUGAGUCGUCUGGUGACAAGAAGAGGAAGCAUUCAAAUCUGAGCCAAGCAACCCGCAGCAACAACAAGGGUUCGAACAAGAAGAAGCGUGACACUAACCCACCUAGGGAGGCAAAAACCUUCACAGCUGCAAAUGAGUCUGGAGCUAAGAAAUAUCAGGGCACUCUGCCCAAGUGUAACCGCUGUGGCUUUCACCAUGUGGGAAAUUGUCGCGUUGGGAAGUGCGAAAACUGCGGAAAGUCAGGCCACCGUACCGAGGAUUGUUGGGGUAAAGGUAUUAGAGGCCGCAAUGGUAAUGGUAAUAGGAACGGGAAUGGAAACCGUAACGGUGCUGGUAAUGGGAACGAGGGUGGAAAUGGAAAUGGCAAUGAUAACCAGAUUAAAGCUAGGUUUUCUGAUCCUGAUGCUACGGAGAGCCAGGAUACAAUCCAGAACCUGUGA
Messenger RNA from Helianthus annuus (common sunflower), 630 nucleotides. RefSeq names its product N66 matrix protein-like. The coding region runs from base 1 to 630 and encodes 209 amino acids. The record is from RefSeq and is a predicted model, not a curated record. Lineage: Eukaryota; Viridiplantae; Streptophyta; Magnoliopsida; Asterales; Asteraceae. The transcript has 2 exons. Gene Ontology annotation, molecular function: nucleic acid binding; zinc ion binding.